Messenger RNA from Pipistrellus nathusii (Nathusius's pipistrelle), 1356 nucleotides. The record is from the annotation of a GenBank genome assembly. Lineage: Eukaryota; Metazoa; Chordata; Mammalia; Chiroptera; Vespertilionidae.
AUGGAAUAUGAUGAGAAGUUGGCCCGGUUCCGGCAGGCCCAUCUCAACCCCUUCAACAAGCAGCGUGGGGCGAGGCAGCAUGAGCAGCGGGCUGGGGAGGAGGCCCCCGACGUCGCUUCCGAAGAGACCCUGCCUGAGCUGGCCCCUGGGGAGCCGGAGUUCCACUGUGCCGAGCGCAUGAUGGAUCUCGGCCUGUCUGAGGACCACUUCUCCCGCCCCGUGGGCCUGUUCCUGGCCUCGGACAUCCAGCAGCUGCAGCAGGCCAUCGAGGAGUGCAAGCAGGCGAUCCUGGAGCUGCCCGAGCAGUCAGAGCGGCAGAAAGACGCCGUCGUGCGGCUCAUCCACCUCCGGCUGAAGCUGCAGGAACUAAAGGACCCCAACGAAGAUGAGCCCAACAUCAGAGUGCUCCUGGAGCAUCGCUUCUACAAGGAGAAGAGCAAGAGCGUCAAGCAGACGUGCGACAGGUGUAACACCAUCAUCUGGGGCCUCAUCCAGACCUGGUACACCUGCACAGGGUGUUACUACCGCUGCCACAGCAAGUGCUUGAACCUUGUCUCCAAGCCCUGCGUGCGCUCCAAAGUCAGCCACCAAGCCGAGUACGAGCUCAGCAUCUGCCCGGAGGCCGGGCUGGACAGCCAGGACUACCGCUGUGCCGAGUGCCGGGCGCCCAUCUCUCUGCGGGGUGUGCCCAGCGAGGCCCGGCAGUGUGACUACACCGGCCAGUACUACUGCAGCCACUGCCACUGGAACGACCUGGCGGUCAUCCCGGCGCGCGUGGUGCACAACUGGGACUUCGAGCCCCGCAAGGUGUCCCGUUGCAGCCUGCGUUAUCUGGCGCUGAUGGUGUCUCGGCCGGUGCUCAGGCUCCGGGAGAUCAACCCUCUGCUGUUCAAUUACGUGGAGGAGCUGGUGGAGAUCCGGAAGCUGCGCCAGGACAUCCUGCUCAUGAAGCCAUACUUCAUCACCUGCAAGGAAGCCAUGGAAGCGCGUCUGCUCCUGCAGCUCCAGGACCGGCAGCAUUUUGUGGAGAACGACGAGAUGUACUCGGUCCAGGACCUCCUGGACGCGCACACGGGCCGCCUGGGCUGCUCGCUCACUGAGACCCACACCCUCUUCGCCAAGCACAUCAAGCUGGACUGUGAGCGGUGCCAGGCCAAGGGUUUCGUUUGUGAGCUCUGCAGAGAGGGUGACGUGCUGUUCCCCUUCGACAGCCACACAUCCGUGUGCAGCGACUGCUCCGCCGUCUUCCACAGGGACUGCUACUAUGACAACUCCACCACGUGCCCCAAGUGUGCCCGGCUCAUGUUGCGGAAGCAGUCUCUCUUCCAGGAGCCUGGUCCGGAUGUGGAUGCCUAG